Molecule: messenger RNA, 1920 nt
Organism: Mytilus trossulus (common blue mussel)
Lineage: Eukaryota; Metazoa; Mollusca; Bivalvia; Mytilida; Mytilidae
Product: protein FAM221A-like
Exons: 8
Coding region: 221-1219 (332 amino acids)
Source: RefSeq, a predicted model, not a curated record
GACGUGUACACGUAUCUCUCCCAAACACUGCGAUAAGAGGGAAAAGAACAUGUUUACGUCACCAACCUUAAUUAAUCUUUUUCAAUAAGAUUUAUACCAUUUAAAUAUUGGGUGUAGCAAAACUGUACAUGUCUGACUAAACAUUAGAUAUGCUUAAUGGGUUUGAAUAUAAACAUAUUGAUCCCGUAGUUAAUAUAAACAUCCAGGUAAAAGUAAAAAAAUGGCGGAGAGACAGUACCACCUAAAAUUUGACAACAAAAAUGCACAGGCUGUGGACGAAUAUUUGGAAUACAAAAGAAUCGUUGGUGAUGAUGACGGGGGAGAACUCAUGACACCGGAUCAGUUUGAGGAAUACAAAAAGAAAGUACUGCCAAUGAGAAUGAAAAACAGACUGUUCGUUAGUUAUUCUGCACCCACUGGUAUGGACUGUAAAAUGAUCGGACCUGAAACGCCAUGUUUCUGUACACAUAGAUACAAACAGCAUAAAACUGAUUUUGAAGUUACACCUACAGAAAGACCUAUAAAACUCCCCUGCAGACAGAGGGGAUGCAAAUGUGUAACUUACCAUUUCGCUCCACUAAAUGGUAGUCAGCCAAUAAGAUGCACGUGCAAACACACGUCCGAAGAGCAUUCAGAAGAACAACCUUACCGGUGCAAAAAACGAGGGUGUAUAAAAUGCACUGGGUUUACAAGUUCCUUCACUUGUGGCUGUGGAGGUUCAUACAAACAACAUAAAAUGGUCGUAGAAACUGCGGAAGAACGCGAGGCCAGAGGUCAUCCAAUAGGACAAGCCACGCCUUAUGCUGCCAUGGGUGGAAUAACUGGAUUUUCGUCCCUGGCAGACGGAUAUAUGAGGCUAGAUCCUAGCGGUAGAGGUGCUCCAAACAAAGGUUUCCUUGAGCAGUCGAUCACAUCAGCUGACAACCCAUUCUUACGAUCAAAUGUUCAGGCGAUUAAAUCUCAUCAAAUGCAGAAGAACAUGCUGAAAGGAGGUAUUGACGACCCAGACGAUGAGAUAUUUAGUGACCUCACUGAGAGGGUUUCUCAGAUGAAGAGGCCAGGAGAGGCUGACAUGGAUUAUUAUGAGAGGAGGUAUCAAGAAAAGAAAGCUGGCGGGAGAUCAAAUGUUACAGAUAGUUAUGGUCAGCUUGGUGCGGGAACGAGAAAAGCUAUUGAUGAUAAACCACGCUCAGCAAGAACUCCUAAACCAAGAAAAUAGAAUGCCUUUUUAUUUUGUUGCACAGUUAUAUCUUAAUUAGGACCUCUGCUUUUAGAAUUUUCUCGACCAAAUACAUUUAGGGCAUUGUAUGGCUCUAACAAGUCGUCAAACGGUUAAUUUUAAGUCGUAUUUCCCUUCAGUAUUUUAUAUUUGCAGCAUAAUAUAGUAUUAUUUAAUGUGAAGCCUCGUUUUAAAAAAAAAGUACUUGCCAAAGGAAUGACUGAUUUUGAUCUAUUCCUAUCAUCUUUGUUAAAAGCCCCGCCUUCUUACCUAAUAUAGAACCCUACUAACCUAAUACGGAAUAUACACGCGGUUGCUUUUAUAACCUAUCAUAUUCCUAGAAAUGUAUAGGAGGUAAGAUAAACUAUAAUAUGGUAAUAAAACACAAUGAAUGGACCAUUUCCAAUGUUACCAGCAAUUUGGUUUUGUUAAAUUUCAUUCACAAGCUCAAGUGUACUCUACAGGAAUUAAAAUAAUGUAUUGCUUUUUCAUAAGUAUUGUUUCUGUUAUUUGUACACUUCUGAUUGUUAUGACUGUUAUGAUGAUGAUGUAUAUUUCCGUCCAUUUAUAUUGUUCACUUGUUAACUAUAUCAAACUAUAUAGAUAUUUAUAAGACUGUGAUAGAUCAUAUAUACUAGCUGCUUUAAGAAUUUUAUUAUAAGAUAUUUUCAAUAGAUUUACAUUAAAAUAGAUAAUAUGAA